This is a messenger RNA of Helobdella robusta, 879 nucleotides long. RefSeq lists its product as hypothetical. Lineage: Eukaryota; Metazoa; Annelida; Clitellata; Rhynchobdellida; Glossiphoniidae. Gene Ontology annotation, biological process: chromatin remodeling. Gene Ontology annotation, cellular component: nucleus. The record is from RefSeq and is a predicted model, not a curated record. The transcript is spliced from 4 exons. Bases 1 to 879 code for a protein of 292 amino acids. Gene Ontology annotation, molecular function: catalytic activity.
AUGCCAUCACAAAGAAAAACAACGACCCCUAGUCCCCAGCAGGCCUUAAGUGGUCAAGGGGUGCCAAGAAUCCCUGGGAAGUAUGCAAAAGCGGAGGGAUGUUGCAGAAAAAUUCAGAACGGCCCCUCUAUGGUACUUAGACUUGGAACGCUCAAUGUUGGAUCACUGACUGGCCGCAGCAUGGAAAUCGCAGAAAUGCUGGAACGUAGAAGGAUUGACAUCUGCUGCCUUCAGGAAACCCGAUGGAAAUCGAAUGGUGUCUGUCAUGUCAACUCAGACAAAGAAAAAUAUAAACUAUUCUGGAAUGGUCAAAAGAUGGCCAAAAAUGGUGUUGGAAUUUUUGUCAGAGAACCGCUAGCCCAAGAAGUACUGGAUAUUAAAAGGAUUAAUUCACGCGAUCUCAAUGGCCACGUUGGAGAGAAAACAGAUGGUUUUGACAACGUACAUGGCGGUUUUGGCUAUGGAAAACGGAAUGAAGAUGGCAACCGCAUCCUUGAGUUUGCUGAAAGUCACGGAUUUUGUUUACUGAAUACAUAUUUUAGAAAGAGGUUGGAACAUCUCAUAAAAUACAAAAGUGGCAAUGACCAAAGUUCAAAUGGCCACAGCAGCAUUUGUAUCACGAAUUCCAACAUUCCGAGCAACAAAUGCUAUUACGAGCAAAUAGUCCGAAGAAAUUGCUACGUUUCCAAAAAAGGAAAUGAUAGGUUGUUGCUUUCGGAUUUUCAAACUGUGAUUGGGGAAAAUGGAUUUAAGCGUAUGUCCCAAAGAAUUAACAAACAAUCUUGGGAAAAUUUCAACUUUGAAGAGCAUAAUGAACUACCAAAGCAGAUGGAUGGCCACAUCUGUGGAAUUUUCGUCAACAUGGUCAUGCUCACGUAA